AUGGCUCAGGAGAGGAAAAAAGUGGUUCACGAAGAAUGAUUGUGUUAUGAUGAGUCAGCGCCUGGUCGUGAUUCGGAUUGUACGAAGUACAGUUACCUUUGCGAGAAUUAUGUGUACUAUAAUCUGAUGACCUGGCAAUGCCCUGUAACAUGCGACCGUUGUUCAGAUCUAAUUAUUCCAACGCCUCGUACAGGUAUAUUUGCAAAUGGUACCUGCACUGACCUAAAAGGUCCAAAUGGUCGUUCAGAUUGUCGGAAAUAUAUAAUACUGUGCCGAGACCCGCGCUAUGUCUCACUGAUGGCAAAUGAAUGUCCCGAAAGCUGUAAAUACUGUCCUUAA
This is a messenger RNA of Acanthocheilonema viteae, 339 nucleotides long. The record is from the annotation of a GenBank genome assembly. Lineage: Eukaryota; Metazoa; Nematoda; Chromadorea; Rhabditida; Onchocercidae.